CUUGGCGCGGGCUCGGUGGUGAGCGGCGCUCACUUCGGAAGCAGUCGGGUCCUGUUCGCCAUCCCUCGGCGAGCUUCGACGCUCAGCGGACGCUCCCUGGAGAGCGGGCUCUCUGUCCCUUGAUGCCCGGCGCAGUGUUGUGAGACAGCGGACGCGACGAUGAUGAUCUCCCCGUGGGACCGCUGGUACUCCACCAGCUGCUGCCUGUGCUGCCAUGUCCGCACAGGAACCAUCAUCCUGGGAGUCUGGUACAUGCUCAUCAAUGCUGUGGUGCUACUCAUCCUGCUCACAGCCCUCAGUGAUCCUGAGCAGUACCACCUGACCAGCGCUGAGUUGGCUAAUGACCUGGAUGUCAUGGAUGAUGCCAUUUUUCUUUCUGCUUCAGACAUGUGCAUCGCCUCAGCGAUCUCUCUACUGAUGAUUCUUAUAUGUGGGAUGGCAACAUAUGGUGCAUACAAGCUGCGAGCCACUUGGAUCGUCCCAUUUUUCUGCUACCAAAUAUUUGAUUUUGCUCUCAACACCCUGGUUGCUGUCAGCAUUGUGGUUUAUCCAAACACAAUACAAGACUACCUGCAGCAGCUGCCUGAUAACUUCCCCUACAAAGAGGACAUCGCUGCUCUCAGUAAUGUCUGCCUGGUCCUCAUUGUGCUGCUCUUCAUCAGCUGCAUUCUCAGCUUCAAGGCUUACCUCAUAGCAUGUGUGUGGAACUGCUACAGAUAUGUGAACGGCCGGGGUUCUUCUCAAAUCCUGCUCUACGUUACAACCAAUGACACCACGGUGCUGUUACCUCCGUAUGAUGACAGCGUCAGUGUCCCUCCCAAGCAGGCUCCUCCACCCUACCCCACUGCUACAGCAUGAAAGCAUUCCCCAGGAUGCUGCUGAACGCACCCUGUCGUUCAUAAAAUCCCAUAAAAUCGUAUGCACCACACUGCCUCUCCAUUGUACAGUGGAGCUACGCACACGUUACAGUUCACCUCACACAUGCACGCACAAGAUCAUGUCACACACAUUAUGCACACACCACUACCUUACUGUAACCUCUCUUCCCUUCCUGUUAUUUGUUGUUAAACUCAUAAUCGUCCUGUAACUCUUCCCUGUAUUUUUUCUGUCUCUGUGUUAUUCCAGAUAUAAUGUGGGUGAGGUGACAUAUAAAUAGAACUAGAAAGUUUGAUAGACGAUAGAUUCCAUAUAUUUUUGUUAGAUGUAUUUAUGCUGUGUGUGUUUCUGUCAUAGUAUUUUGAUAUUCAUAUUGAAUUUAUGCAUUAAUGCAAAAAGGAUGAUAGUAAUGUGUCAUGAGUCAUCAUAUGUGUCCUGUUUGUCUUGCCUCUGCUUGUGAUCAGGGUGGAAUUGCCUUCAUUCAUUACUUUCUCUCUGAUGGGUGCACUGAACAGGGCCAUGUGUCCCCUUGACUGGAAGUUUUCCUAAGUAAUGCAACUACCUGUAAUCUGAUGGGACUUUAGAGCAACCUAGUGUAUAUCAAACAUAUCACCUUCUCCUACUGUUGUAUUCAACUGCUGACACAACUGUCUUCUGUUAGAAAAGGGUCGGGUUGUGCUGGUUGACCUCCUAACUUUUAAAAUGUAAACUGUGUUUCUACUGAAAUGCUAUUUAUUGAUUUUGACAGCGCAGACAUAGCACUGAUCUGGAAUCAGUUUGCUCUUUGAAGUCACUAUGAGUGACUUCAAAGAGCAACGGAACCUGUUGCUAUGACUCCGGCUUCUCUGCAUAUACUCAGGAGCUCGGUAAAUAUGGACCCUGGUUGUGUUUUUUCAAUUAAGCCAACGGGAGCGUCUGGUCUGUGUAAACAUGUGAGUCUGUUCCACCAGAUGCAGUGAUAUUGGCAAGCUGCUCUGUGGACGCAAAAUGUCCUGUGAGGACACACAAGUCAAACUUAUGGACUGCUGCUGGAUGAAAAAUAAAGAUGUGACAUGUAUUUGUCUAUUAUAAGCUAA
Hippoglossus stenolepis (Pacific halibut) is the source of this 1952-nucleotide messenger RNA. RefSeq names its product lysosomal-associated transmembrane protein 4B. The transcript has 7 exons. The coding region runs from base 160 to 858 and encodes 232 amino acids. The record is from RefSeq and is a predicted model, not a curated record. Lineage: Eukaryota; Metazoa; Chordata; Actinopteri; Pleuronectiformes; Pleuronectidae. Gene Ontology annotation, cellular component: lysosomal membrane.